Messenger RNA from Cololabis saira (Pacific saury), 865 nucleotides. It is a transcript of the gene gra, whose product is annotated as granulito. NCBI's taxonomy places the organism in Eukaryota, Metazoa, Chordata, Actinopteri, Beloniformes, Belonidae. The transcript is spliced from 7 exons. The record is from RefSeq and is a predicted model, not a curated record. The coding region runs from base 73 to 507 and encodes 144 amino acids.
UAGCGGCUUUACUUUCACGAGCACGCGUGACACCUCAUAGGCGUAGACGGAAAACCACGCCAAAGCACUUUGAUGGAGAUAGAGCCUGUAUUAUUCGAGCCUCGCCGAGCACUGCUGGACCCCGUGGUUGACGCUAGAAUGGAGAUCUCAAGGAGACGCAUGCUGAAGCACCUGGAGCCAGCCAGACCUCUGCGCCGCUGCAGCAUGGAGCCACAAUUCAAUCACCCUGCCUGUGCUUGGACAGUGAUGGAUGAAGAGACAAAUGUUGUAGAGAACUUCUACAAGACAGUCAACCUCCAUCCUGAGAAGAAAGCAAGACUAUCCUACACGAGGGACUUUUUAAUUGGUCUGGCCAGCUGCUCUGAGGCCAAGAAGAAGCCGGAGUACCUGCCAGAUCAUCCCAUUGUCCUAUCUGAGGCUAGAGACCCCUGGCACCUAGGUCUGGGAGACACGAGGGACAAUGGGGGAAAAGGAGACAUGGUGGCAGAAGGAUCUCACUCACCCUGAGAAAUUUCUACAGGUCUUUGUUUACUACAAGGAGUGUAUCAGAUUGUGUUGUUUGCUUUCUUUCUUUCUCUUUAUUUAAUUUACCUUUAUUACACUUUACUUUGAAUGUUUGCAUGACUUGAUUUAAUAUUUGCUUUUUGCCAGCAUUUUUUAAUGUUUUAAACAUAUUUUGUACAGUGUAGAAAAAAAAUGCUCUAAACAAGAAGUGCCAUAAUUGUAUUUAUUGUUGAUGGAAAUUGGAGUGAAUAUUAGAUUUGAAACAAGUCGAGCACAAAUAAUUGACAUUGUUGCUGUGUUUGUACUGAUAUACAAAUAUAAUAUAUUUGUAUACAUAUUGACAAUAAAAAGAUGAAAGUGC